Molecule: messenger RNA, 1095 nt
Organism: Capsella rubella
Lineage: Eukaryota; Viridiplantae; Streptophyta; Magnoliopsida; Brassicales; Brassicaceae
Product: putative F-box protein At1g65770
Exons: 1
Coding region: 1-1095 (364 amino acids)
Source: RefSeq, a predicted model, not a curated record
AUGGCUGAUUGGUCUACCUUACCGGAGGAGCUCCUGUUCUUGAUUGCUAUUCGAUUGUUUUCUGUUGUAGAACUCAAACGUUUCCGAAGCAUAUGCACAUCUUGGCGCUCCUCCGUUCUGGGCAACAACGAUCUUUUCCCAAACCGCCCUCUCAUCUUCCUCAAUCAACUCCGAGGAAUCUUUCCCACACAGUGGUGCCCUGUCAACUCCCCUUUCAACGCAUUUCUCUCACGUGCCGCCUUUUUUUGCGUCACUCUCUCCUCCUCCUCGAGCCAGGGCUGGCUUAUCAAAUCUGAUGUGGACAUCAACUCCGGGAAAUUUCGGCUCAUCGAUCCGCUAUCGGGCCUUGCAAUGCGACAUUUGUGUGAGAGACUCGAUCUUUUGGAGUUCACUAUAUCAGAGAUUCGAGAAGCCUACCAGGUUCUUGACUGGGACACAAGAAGAAAAACAAGUGAUAGAUUCAAAAGAGUAAUUCUUGUUAAAGACAAGAGAGGAGAUCAGCGGGUUCUUGGAAUCUGCAGCAACGGGAAUAUUAAGUACUGGAAAAGAAGUCAAUGGAAAGUUAAACAAUUUGCUUAUCGGUUCUCUGACGUUAUAGUUCACAAAGGGCUAACUUAUGCAUUGGAUUCAACAGGCACUGUUUUGUGGGUUAGUUCUAAACUUAAAAUCUACAGGUAUGGACCUCCACUUGGUGAUAACAUCACAAAUGGAUGUUCCGGAGAGAGGAGUUUUGUGGAGUGCGGUGGAGAGCUUUACAUUGUGGACCGCCUCUUUGGAGAGAUUUUUCGAAAGAGAAAAGGUAAUGCAAAUUUUGUUUCUGUGGAAACGGUCGGUUUCAAGAUUUAUAAGUUUGAGGAGGAAUUAGGAAAAAUGAUUGAGGUGGAGUCCUUGGGUGAAAAUGCAUUUGUGAUUGCUACCGAUACGUGUUUCUCAGUUUUGGCUUGUGAGUAUUAUGGAUGUCUCCAAAACUCUAUUUACUUCAAAGAUGCCGAGGAAGAUCAGAUGAAGGUGUUUAAGCUAGAGAAUGGUAGCAUCACAACAAUGUCCCAACCUUCUCAGAGUUGUUUUCAAAUGUUUGUUCCUAGCUUUCUCUAA